Molecule: messenger RNA, 2190 nt
Organism: Fulvia fulva
Lineage: Eukaryota; Fungi; Ascomycota; Dothideomycetes; Mycosphaerellales; Mycosphaerellaceae
Product: Laccase-3
Exons: 2
Coding region: 1-2190 (729 amino acids)
Molecular function (GO): starch binding; oxidoreductase activity; copper ion binding
Source: RefSeq, a predicted model, not a curated record
AUGCGAGUAUCUUCAGUCUUUAACCUAAUAGCCCUUGUGGCGCCAGCUGCGUUUGCAGCCACAUUACCAAACGAGAGGUUACACCUGGAGGGACGGAAGCGAGCAACGCGAUUCGAACCCUCGCGACCAAUAUCCUUCGACAACUCACGAUCAGCCUCCGAGCUCAGAAGGCGGCAAAGUGGAACGGUCGACAUAACUUUCGAUGCGCUUGUCACCACAGCUUGGGGCGAGAGUGUAUCAGUUGUUGGCUCGAUCGAUGCAUUGGGUAGUUGGGACUCAGCAAACGCCAUAGCGUUGUCGGCAGAUCAAUACACAGCAGAUGAUCCGCUAUGGAGCGCGACAGUGAGCCUUGCAUCAGGCACGAGCUUCUCAUUCAAGUACAUUCGCAUUGGCGCAGAUGGAGCCAUAACAUGGGAGGCAGAUCCUGACCAUUUCUACACUGUCGGUAACAACGCCGCAACAAUAUCAGACACAUGGCAGCAAGCCUCAUCCACGACGCCCACUACGACAGCAACAUCUACUGCACCAACUCCAACAUGCACCAACGGUCCAACAUCUCGAGGCUGCUGGAGCAACGGUCUCAGCAUCGAGACCGACUUCGACGAGAACUGGCCAACAACAGGACGAACCGUCUCCUACGACUUCACCAUCACAAACACCACCCUCGCCCCCGACGGCUUCGAGCGUCAAGGCUUCGCGAUCAACGGCCAAUACCCCGGUCCCACAAUCUACGCGAACUGGGGCGACAUGAUCUCCGUGACGGUCCACAACGAAAUGCAAAACAACGGCACAAGCAUCCACUGGCACGGUCUACGCCUCUACCAUUCCAACGGCCAAGACGGAGUCCCCGGCGUGACAGAAUGCCCCAUCGCCCCAGGCCGCAGCAAGACGUACACCUUCCAAGCCACCCAAUACGGCACCUCCUGGUACCACUCCCACUUCUCCUCCCAAUACGGCGACGGCGUCCUCGGCCCUAUCGUAAUCUACGGCCCAGCAACAGCAGACUACGACGAAGACCUCGGUCCCUUACCCAUCACAGACUGGUACUACCCAGGAAUCUACGUCGUCUCCUCCCGCGCAAUGCAUCAAAACGCCCUCGCCCCCACCGCAGACAACGGCCUAAUCAACGGCACAAUGGUCUCGACCUCAGGCGGCGCGUACGCCCAGACGAUCCUCAAAGCAGGCAAAAAGCACCGUCUCCGCCUCAUCAACACGGCCGUCGACAACCACUUCCAAUUCUCCCUCGACAGCCACAGCAUGCUCGUCAUCGCCGCCGACUUCGUGCCCGUCGUCCCCUACAACGCCUCUUGGGUCUUCAUCGGCAUCGGCCAGCGCUACGACGUAAUCAUAACCGCCGACCAGGAACCUGCAUCCUACUGGUUCCGCGCCGAAUCCCAGGAUACCGCAGGUUGCGGGAGCAACUUCCAGAACGGUAACAUUCUCUCCAUCUUCUCUUACGAAGGAUUCGAAUCCUCUACGCCUGAAUCUACGGCAACCGCGUAUACGCAACGCUGCACAGACGAGACGGAAAUCACAUCCUACUGGAACUCCUACAUCCCGCGCGGCGAAAUCGUCUCCCCGAGUUCCUUUGCACAACUCGAUACAGCAAUAAACCAAUCCACCCAAUCCGACGACUCUAUCAACCUGUUCUGGCAAGUCAACGGCUCCCCCCUCAAAGUCGACUGGUUGCAACCCACCCUCAAAUCCCUCCGCGACGGCAACGACGCCGCCUGGCCGAGGUCCGCCAACAUGAUCGAACUACCUAGCGAGGGACAAUGGACGUAUUGGAUUAUCACCGAGGGCGUUGGGAGUCCUUUCACGGUGAAUAUUCCGCAUCCCAUACAUUUGCACGGACACGAUUUUUAUGUUCUGGGUUGGGGCACGACGGGGUGGACCGACGACGACGCGGCGGGUUUAAACUACGACAGCCCUAUCCGUCGCGAUGUCGCCAUGCUGCCGACCAACGGCUGGGUGGCCAUUGCGUUUCAAACCAAUAAUCCCGGGGCGUGGAUUAUGCAUUGUCACAUCGCCUGGCACGCGGACGAAGGUUUCAGCGUGCAAUUCCUCGAAUCCAAGGAUAGCAUGCUCUCCAUCGACCCUUUACCAUCCGAUUUCCAAUCACAAUGUGAUGGGUGGGAUGCGUACUACCCCACUAGCGCGGCGUAUUUGCAGAGUGAUGGUGGGAUCUAG